Messenger RNA from Chroicocephalus ridibundus (black-headed gull), 2156 nucleotides. Its product is annotated as collagen alpha-1(I) chain-like. Bases 1 to 999 code for a protein of 332 amino acids. The transcript has 2 exons. The record is from RefSeq and is a predicted model, not a curated record. Lineage: Eukaryota; Metazoa; Chordata; Aves; Charadriiformes; Laridae.
AUGUCCCCCCCCGGAGCCAGCUUUGGCCCCACAGACCCCCUGGGCGAGCCGGGGGGAGUCCCUGCUCAGCCCCCUCCUCACCGCUGGGGGAUUUCGGGGGAGGUCACACACUCCCCCCCAGGCACAAUUCCCACCCUUUCCUUUGCAGGUGGGGAAACUGAGGCAGGGUGGACCCCACGUGCAGGCCUGCAGAGGGGCUGCCCCCACCAAGACCAGUUCUCCUGCCCCCCCGGAUCCGCCCUGGGCUGGCGCUGGCCCCCCCGCCUGCGCCUCGGCGCCCGUCUCCCCCCGCCCCGGCGUGUGCGCUUGGGGGAGCAGCGGGCGCUGAUCGGGGCUGACAGCUGCUCAGCGCUCGCCGGGUGUGUGCCGCCCUUCCCGAGGGGGCCGCGGGGACGGCAGGCGGCCGACGGACGCAGACCCCUCUCGCGGUGGUCGGGGCGGGGGUCCUGGGGUUGGAGGGGGACCCAGCCCCGCCGCUGCUGCUGCCCCACAGGGCCUGAUCCUGCCACUCGCCACCGCGAACAUGAUCAUUCGCCCCCGACGCUUAACCCCGGGGUACUUCCGACUGCUCCAGAUGCAGCUGGCGGCGGGGCGGGGGGCCGAGCCGGGGGGGCGGCUGCUGACCCCCCUGGCCCUGCUGCUGGCGGCCGCCGGGCUCUGCCUCUCCAUCUACAGCGCCCGGAGGAUGGCCGGCCCCACCAAAGCCCCCCCGGAGGCGUGAGGAGAGGGCCGGUGGGACCGUGGGGACGGUCCCCAGCAGGGUGCUGGGGUCCUCCUCCACUCGCUGGUCCCCCCCUGAGCAGAGCUGCCGGAUGUGGAUCCUUUCCGGCUGAUCUGCGCCACAUCCAGCCCUUCCCUCCGUUCCCCGGGCGGUGUGAUACCCUGGGGCUCGGGGACACGCGCCUCUGUCUCCUUGUCUGUCCCCGCUUUUGGGAGCUGGUUCAACGACCGGGAUGGAGAAUGGAGAAGCCACCUCCCAGCUCCAGAGCUGCCGGCUGAGCCCCUGACGGAGUCGCUGCCACACACCAGGAUCUGGCCACAAGACAACCAGAGGCUAAACGGACAGACUGACGGACGGUGGAGCCCGGUGCCGCGUCCACCUCCAUCUCCCCCCCUAACAGAGGGGUCCGAGGGGGCCCCUUGCACCCCAAUAGCAGCAUCAGCCCCCUCGUUCCCACAGGGACCCUGCUGUGGCCGCAGCCAGCCCGGUCCCACGGAAAGGAGGUCAGCGCCGAGCGCCGUUAGGUAACGCGGCGGGGAGGGCUGGGACCAGACCGACCUCUGCAACGAUGGCUGGGGGUGGAGAUGGGGCCACAGGGUCAGCGAUGUGUCCCCCGAGCAGGCGCAUCCCGCUGGGAUGGCGUCUGUAACCUUCCCGGUCCCCUCGCACCCACCGAACCCGCACGGAGCCGCAGCCCGGAGCUGCCGCUAGCGAGAUGCCAACAGCUAGAUGUAGUGAUUUAGUCUCCUCCAUUCCCCCGGGGCCAGGGUGGGGGGCUCACAAAUCCAGGCCGGCUGCAUGGAAAUAAACCCUUUCCUGGAAAUAAACCCUUUCCUGACGAGCACCAGCUGCGUUGUCAUCCUGCCUUUUCUGCUGCCCCGUCCCCAGCUCAUCAGGAGGGACGAACCUCGAGGCUGAGGGUUUUGCUGCAUCGCAGAGACCCACCCUGCGGGAACCGGCGGCAGCGGGUGGUGACACUGUCACACCAAGUCCCCCGAGAGCUGGGCAGGCGGAGGCAGGGUGACCAGCGGGAUCACAGCAGCAUCAGGCUGGUGGACAUGGCGGGGGGAGGCUGAUCACGCCGCACACGCAGCCCCAGCCCUCCGGGACGAUGAAAUCACUUGCAGGCGCUGGGUUUUAAGGGACAGGAGCCUAGAAGGGUCCCUGCCGGGGGAGACACCAUCACUCCCCCCUCAAGGCUCGGACAGGGCCAGCACCGCAACGAGCUGCUCGCUACAGACCCAAGUGCCUGAAGAGUUCACCCAAGCACAUAUUCCCCCCCAAAAAGCAGCCCCAUGUCUGCUUCCAGGAGGCUGGGACCCCCCUGCCAGGAGGGCAAUGCAAGAGGGACCUUCAUCACCCUGCCAGGGCAGAAGCACCGGGAUGAGGCCAUUCCUCCGGGCUGGCACUUAUUUCCCUUUGUGUAAUUGGGAAG